UCUUGUCCUGGUGGAUUGGGCCAAUUUCUGUCUCAUCCACCAUUCCGGCUAUCCGAUGGGCUACCUGGUUCCUCCCUCCAAAGCGGCUUCUCCCUUUUACCUCUACGGGAUCUCAGAUCCCGCUCCUUCGUUGCCUGCUUUGGGGGUUUUCCAUGGGGCCUCGCUAAUUCUUUCCCUUCUGUUUCAGGAUUCGGCUGUGCCAAAGCCCUCCAUUCAGUUCCGAGGGAAUAAAGGGCACAUCUCGAUACCUCAGCCCGACUGCCCAUCAGGGGUGCGAACGUUCUCGUUCUAUCUCUCCAACAUCGGCAAGGACAGCCUGCAGGGAAGUUUUGACUGUAUCCAGCAGUAUGUCUCCAGCAAUGGUAACAUCCAGCUGGACUGCCUGGGGGGGAUCCAGGAUAAGAUCACGGUCUGCGCCACCGACGAGUCGUACCAGAAGGCCAAGCAGAGCAUGGCACUGGCCGAGGAGGAGACCCGCAGCCGGGGAGCCAUCGUCCUCAAGACGGGGGCCCAGUACCGGGGGAAGACCGUCAAAGUUCGCAAGCCCGCGCAGGGUGUUUCGGACGCCGUCCCGUCCCGGAAGCACCCGACUCCGGUCAACCUGGCCAGCGCCAUCAAGAAGAGCCACAGCGCGGUCUCCCAGCGGCCGUUCAGAGACCGGGUGAUCCACCUUCUCGCCCUCAAGCCUUACAAAAAGCCAGAGCUGCUCCUGCGGCUGCAGAAGGAUGGCCUUUCCCCUCCAGAUAAAGACUCUCUGGAUGGCAUCCUGCAGCAGGUUGCCAACGUGAGCGCCAAAGACAGCACCUGCACCCUCAAGGACUGCCUUUACAAAGAGGUGCAGAAAGACUGGCCGGGUUACUCAGAAGGAGACCAGCAGCUGCUCAAGCGGACCCUCUUCCGGAAACUCUGCCAGACGCCAAACGCCGGCUGCCCCACAGAGAACCCCCCUGCCAGCCCCACCAGAGAUAACGCCCUCGCCGCCUCCCCUCCCCAGAAGCGACCCCAGCCCCUAGAAUUCACGGACUCCACCUCCAGCAAAAAGCAACGGAUCUCCCACUUUGCCCAAAGGACUUUUAAUGGGAAGCUCGGGGGCGCCGGCCACGGGCCCGGCGUGGCGGCCACGGCGGCCGAUUCUGUCACCUCCAGCUCCCUCUUGCCGGCACCGGAGCCGCCCCGGCCUCACGACCCGCUUGCCGACGUCAGCAACGACCUGAGCCACGGGGGUAGCAAGGACUCAGAGCUGACAGAGCCAGCCGAGCGGACAGCCACAUCCCGGCCGGCCACGGACUCUGCCCAGGCGAACAAACACAACGGCGGACUUCACUUGAAGUCGAAAAAGAAGGGGAAGAAGCACAAGGAGAGGGACCGGACGGGAGAGCCCCCUCUGCUGCCGCCGACCCCGGCCACCCGAGAGAAGCCCCACGGUGAACAAAAGGAGGGUGGCCCAAGAAUGGGGCCCACCCAUGACGGGGCAGGUUUCAAUGGGACGUGCAACAGCUCCAGCAUUCCCACCUCGACGCCAGACGCCCCAGAUUAUUUGGUCACCUACGGCGCCAUCGCCUCCUCGGAGCAACGGCAGAGCUACAAAAACGAUUUCAACGCGGAGUACGGCGAAUACCGUGGCCUCCACGCCCGGAUCGAGAGGAUCACGCGGCGGUUCAUGCAGCUGGACUCCCAGCUGAAGCAGCUGACGCAAGGAUCUGAGGAGUACAAGACAAUCCACGAUCAGAUUUUGCAAGAAUACCGGAAGAUUAAAAAAACGAACCCCCACUACAGCCAAGAGAAAAACCGCUGUGAAUACCUUCACAACAAACUGGCCCACAUCAAAAAACUGAUUGCCGAAUACGACCAACAGCAGUUCCAAGCGUGGCACUGAAACAGGGCCGGAGAAGAGCCGAGGGCGAGGACGCCACCUCCCUCCCACCCACCCCUUUGAACGGGCGCGAAGCCGCGACCCGUUUCCCAAAGGCGAAGAGUGGGAUGAGGUUUGGAGGGGGAAACGCCGUUCCCAUGGCCCGGCUCUCAGCUUUUGAGUCUCAAGCGGGUUUGCGCCAGGUCCUUCCUGCAAGACAUCGGCCGCUUUUCCCUCAGAGGCCGGCAUGGCCCCGGGUCCUCCAUGCCCGGCGCUGCUUUUUCUCAUAUUGCAACCUUCGCAGAAAAGGUCCCUCGGCUUACGUUCAGAGCCCACCAAACGUGAUCCCCGCUCCCGGAAGAGUUUGCAGCCCUUCCCUGCCGGGAGUGUGUGCGUGUGUUCACUUGGAAAGCGGUUCCUCCGCGGAUUCUGCCUCGCCAGCCCGUAUCUUAACAGGGGGCCACCCAUUCUUGGCCCUCUUCCCCAUCGGCCACCCGUUCCCGACACUCUCUGUGAUUAAAUGGCCAUAACAGCCCACUGUUUUCUUUUUUAAUUUAUACAUUUCCACCACCCCUCUCUUCUCCUUUCCGCCCCCUUCUGCUCCCUCCCGCUUCGAGACUGGAGUUUGGUGUCUUUCCAGAAGCGGGACGGACGCACACCCGUCUCCCCAUCGAGGCCACCCGAGGGUCCAGUUGACCCCAAAAGUGUUCGUCGUUCAGUUUUCCUCAGAUUCGCCUAUAAGCAGUUUUGAAUUAAUAGCGGAUGAGACGGGUUUUUUGCUUGCUGUUCACUUUUAAAAUCGGGGCCUUUUCCCCCUCCUUCCUUCCUGACCAAGAGGGAGAGCCCUCCUUCAGUUUGAACCCGUGACCAGCCCCAUCUCUUCCCUGGCACGAGGGGAGGGGGCUUAAGGAGAAAAGCUGUGAAGAAAAGAGCCAGAGGAGGGAGGGGAUGGGGGUGCCCCGACUCCCUUCUCUGGCUUUUCCUGUGGACUUUCCAAAGAAAACAACACCCUUCAAAGUCUAACUUGAAGAGAGCGGAUGUUUGAAUUCUGGUGGACAGUCUCCAAGUUUUUAACACCCUGCCCCACCCCCUUGAAAAAAAUAAAUAAUUCUGCAUUGCCGGUCAAAAGGAGGGGGCAUUUCAGGUGAGGGAGGCACGUGCUUAAAAACACAACCCUGAAAGUCCCCAUUUUGGCUUUCCCUGUUGGACUCCCCCUGAUUGGCUUUCCCUGUUGGACUCUCCCUGUUUGGUUUUCCUGGUUUUAUUCCCCUCUCGGUCCAGGCAAGUGGUUUGGAUCCCUUUGGGUUCUCGCCGUCUUCUCUCUUAAUCUUGGAACCAAAAUGACCUCCAGCCGAGGUGGCCCCUCUUUCCCACACACCCGCUUCUGCCAGUCAUAGCCUGUCUGGGCUGUCCUCCAAACCGUUUAGUUUUGAGGAGGGGGUCCCCCACCCCUCCCGAGGCAGCCAGCGUUUUGUCUCAGGUCCGUUUCCAUGGUCUUUCCGGGCUGGAGAGGCGAGCUUUCCCUCUCCUCCUCUCUCAUCAGCCAGUCGAGCAAAGGGGUCUUCCUCGAGCGUGAGUCGAGGCCCGGCAGGUGUGGGCUUCCCACAUGUCACUCCCUGAUGUUCCUGAAAUGUGAAAAUGAUUCCCCCCCUUCCCCGUGGAUGCGUGGGUUUCUCCUCCCUCUUCUCCUGACCGUUAUCCACUUGGAGGCCAAACCCUCUUCCAGAUUGGGGCAAACCUCUGCAGUCAUGAAGUGAGAGGCGAGUUACCCGCACACACACGUGGAACGUUCCCAGGCCACGCUCUGGGCCUCCUCGUGCACCAGCAACUCUUCUUUUGCCACGCAGUCUUCCAGCCACGACGGCUCCUUCAGUGCCGGAAAGGGUGGCUGGGGAAAGCUUCCCGCUCACCUUUAAGGAGGUUUCUCUCUCUCUCUGUCUCUCUGGAGUGCUACGUGCCACUGAUCUUCCUCCGCACCUUAAAUGACAAAGACGUCGUCCAGAAAGAGCGCCCGGACGUCAUGUCCGCCCUCGGCUUCCUUAAGGUUCAGGCCACGUCUUUAGAGUGGAUCCGUGGGUGUUGGUGGUUUUCGUUUCUUUGAGAUCCAGGCCACGGCAUAGACCCCCCCUCCAAAGCUACUCUCCAACCCAAGGGAGUAACUCGCCUUCCUAAGAACCAGCACAGCCGCUGAUCAGGAUCCAUCCUCGGGUGGAAAAUGCACCAAACCUCAAUCUUUUUUUUCCGACGGAGGAGGAGGAGCAGAUCCAAAAAGGGAGUGAAGAUGAACCUUGGCGAGGGAGGGUUCGGGUUUUCUCAGAACUUUAAUAUUUUUGAGAUUUUGGGGUGCGGGGUGGGCCGGAAAGUGAUUUUUUGGAGGGGAAUUAUUACUAUUAACAAGAGAUGGGUCUUCAGUUCUUUCUAUGACAAAUUGCUCUCUAUAUAAU
Pogona vitticeps (central bearded dragon) is the source of this 4296-nucleotide messenger RNA. The record is from RefSeq and is a predicted model, not a curated record. NCBI's taxonomy places the organism in Eukaryota, Metazoa, Chordata, Lepidosauria, Squamata, Agamidae.